Molecule: messenger RNA, 867 nt
Organism: Neomonachus schauinslandi (Hawaiian monk seal)
Lineage: Eukaryota; Metazoa; Chordata; Mammalia; Carnivora; Phocidae
Gene: PBLD
Product: phenazine biosynthesis like protein domain containing
Exons: 9
Coding region: 1-867 (288 amino acids)
Biological process (GO): biosynthetic process
Cellular component (GO): cytoplasm
Molecular function (GO): isomerase activity
Source: RefSeq, a predicted model, not a curated record
AUGAAGCUCCCUGUUUUUGUAGUAGAUGCAUUUACAGCAAAAGCAUUUCGUGGGAAUCCUGCCGCUGUUUGCCUCCUAGAAAAUAAAUUGGAUGAAGACAUGCAUCAAAAAAUUGCAAGAGAAAUGAACCUCUCUGAAACUGCUUUUAUCCGAAAACUGCACCCCACUGACAACUUUACACAAAGUUCCUGCUUUGGAUUGAGGUGGUUUACGCCGGUGAGUGAGGUUCCCCUCUGCGGCCACGCUACCCUGGCUUCCGCGGCUGUGCUGUUUGAGAAGAUAAAAAACGUGAAUAACACUCUAACCUUUGUCACUCUGAGUGGGGAACUGAAGGCCAGAAGAGCAGAGGACAGUAUUAUCCUGGAUCUACCUCUUUAUCCUGCCCACCCCCAGGACUUCCAUGAAGUGGAGGACUUGAUAAAGACUGCCAUAGGUGAUACCCUAGUCCAAGACAUCCGCCAUUCUCCAGAUACCCGAAAGCUCCUUGUCCGGCUCAGUGAUAUUUACAAGAGGUCAUUCCUGGAGAACCUGAAGGUGAACACACAGGAUCUGCCGCAAGUGGAAAACACAGGGAAGGUGAAAGGACUCAUUCUCACCCUUAAAGGAGAGCCUGGAGGGCAGACCCAAGCAUUUGAUUUUUACUCCAGAUAUUUUGCACCGUGGGUUGGUGUGGCUGAAGACCCUGUAACAGGGUCUGCACAUGCUGUUCUCAGCAGCUACUGGUCCCAGCAACUGGGGAAGAAAGACAUGCAUGCCUUUCAGUGUUCCCACCGAGGAGGAGAGCUGGAGAUUUCUCUGCGUCCUGAUGGGCGGGUUGACAUCAGGGGCAGCACUGCUGUUGUUCUAGAGGGCACGCUGACAGCCUAG